This is a messenger RNA of Aspergillus ruber CBS 135680, 3645 nucleotides long. RefSeq lists its product as uncharacterized. Gene Ontology annotation, molecular function: protein binding. The record is from RefSeq and is a predicted model, not a curated record. The coding region runs from base 1 to 3645 and encodes 1214 amino acids. Lineage: Eukaryota; Fungi; Ascomycota; Eurotiomycetes; Eurotiales; Aspergillaceae. The transcript is spliced from 5 exons. Gene Ontology annotation, biological process: regulation of DNA-templated transcription.
AUGGAUAACAGACCUGCUCCGGAGUACGCGCAGCCAGGUUCGCAAUUUCCGUAUCCACCGUCUGUCGCGCCUUCUUCUGAACUUCCAGCUGUAGACCAGGCUUCAGCUGCUGCAGCCCCUACUCCUUACACCCCUCAAACGGAGGUUCGCCCGGCUCCUCAGUAUACGCCCCAGCCCGACGUCCGUCCCACUGGGACUACCGCCAAUAUUUCGUCUUCCAACACCCCUCAGUCAGACUACGGUCUGAACCAGCCUCCUGCAGCCGCCGCCGCGGCGCGCUCCCCCGCCUACGAUUACAUGCCUCGACCUCAAUACCAUCACGCGCCCAGCACUCAGGCCGGCGGUGCGGCAGGUAUGGCUCAAGCAACAAGUCCGUCUAUCACCACCCUCGGUAGUAGUGAUGGCCAAUCGCAUAUUGACCAUCACGCUCCAUCCAACAACAUCAACAAUGAUCAAACCAACAACAUGAAAUCUGACACCGACGUUCCUAUAGAUCCCUCCAUCGCAGCCUCCAGUCCCACCUAUCCGCCUCCCUACUCGCCCUAUCAGCCACAGGGUCACGACAUGUCUCAGUAUCAAGGCCACCCUCCGCCUCCGCCGCCACAAAUGUAUGCGCGCCCCGAAUGGCCGCACGGUUACGCUCAACACGGGCAUCACAUCCCUUCCUAUAGUGCUCCUGCUACUACGGUCUAUUCGUUCGUUCCCAUUCCCGGUGCCCAACAACAUAAACGCCCCCGCCGUCGUUACGAAGAGAUUGAGCGGAUGUACAAAUGUGGAUGGAAUGGCUGUGAAAAGGCCUAUGGCACAUUGAACCACUUGAACGCACAUGUCACAAUGCAGUCGCAUGGUGCCAAGCGGACUCCUGAAGAAUUCAAGGAGAUCCGGAAGGAAUGGAAGGCCCGCAAGAAGGAGGAAGAGUCUCAACGCAAGGCUGCUGAGGAACGUGAGCGUGCUGCUGCUGCUCAGGCCGCUCAAGCCAACCAUGUCGAAGCUCCUGGAGCGCCAGACCCGGCACAAGCUGCGGCCACUCAACCUCCGGCCUACCCUGGUGGUGUCCGUCCUCAACUACCUCCGAUCGGGUACCAACCCGCUGAUGGCCAGGUGCACGGCGGGUACGGUGCCGCCGGUGGUAUGGUCUAUCAGAAUGGCCAAAUGGCGUACCCUCCCAACUACCCUCACUCUCCUUACACACAGGGUGGUCAAAUGUAUCAACCACGGCCGUCGCCGUUUUGCGCGCGCGCUGUUGGGAGAUUGAGGACAUAUGUCACAGAUGUGGCUACAGAUGCGGUCGAAGAUAUCCCCGGGGAAGAAAACGGCGAUUUUCGCAUUACGCGCACGCCUAUAGACGAGAAAAUCGGAAAGUCAUGCGGGACACCGAGGAAACGAGACUCACUACUCCUCGAGCUCGCAAAAGAGGGAACCUCGCCAAAAUUUCGAGAGGAAAGGAAGCAGGAGCAGAGGGGGUGGAGUAAUUUCAGUCUCGAAGAAAUUAGAAGGGCCGAGGCUGCGGCUAACAAGGAGGUUAUUUGGUUGACGGAUCGGGCGACGUUGGCGGAUAGGGUGGAGAAGGUGCUGCAGAAGAGGGAUGCGUUGUUUGCGGCGACGCUUGUGAGGAAAGCGCAGAGGCUGGGCCUUGGGAGUACGGCGGCGUGGAAUUAUCUUUUAGAAUAUUGUAUGAAGCAGAAUGAGCCGCAGGCUGCGUGGAGGUUUUAUAACGAGAUGAAAAAACGAGGACGACAGCCAAAUACGCGAACCUAUACGCUUAUGUUGUCUGGCUUGGGUAGAACCACUAGCCAACUUGGAUUUAAUAACAUCAAGACGGCAUUGUCGAUUUACGAGAACAUUGCCGACGCCAACAAUGGUAUCGAAAGGAGCAUCGUCCACGCCAAUGCUCUAUUAACGGCCUGUCUUCGACAGGGUGACUUGGAUACCCUGUGGAAAGUUGCCGCGGACCUCCCGGAAGUCGGACCACUUGCGCCGGAUGAGAAAACCUACACUAUAAUUCUGAAAGCUGUCACGUAUUCCCUUGAGCGAGAUGUCAAGGACAUCCCAUCAGAGGAUGUGGACAAGAUCAUCAAGCGGCGACACGAAGCCGUGAUAGAAGCCAAGAAAGUCUGGUCUGAAGUGGUUUAUCUCUGGAAAGCAGGACGUAUUCCCAUGGACACGUAUCUUGCCAACUCUAUGGCCAAGAUUCUGUUACAGGGAACUUCUGAUCACGACUGCCAUGAUGUCUUUAAGUUGUAUAGGCAAAUCUGUGGCACCCCGAUUCUUGUAGAGGAACCGCGCAAGCCUAGAAACUCUACUCCACUACCAUCACCACCUCCCCGUCCUUCCCCCCCACCUAAACCGAAGAGAACACAGAAGAAAGAGGAACACCUCCUUGCUCCAGACUCAGAUCCUGACAUGGAGUAUGUCCCGUUUGUGGGCGAAGAUGAAGAGCCGUUAUACAAGUCAAAACAGGAAAAAGAGGAACUGGAGGAGCUGGAAGAACACGAACCGGAGGAGGAAGUCCCGCUUAACUUUGAUCAAUUGUUCGAUCCAGUUUUCUCAGAGGGUGCUCCGGUUGCCGAAGCUGCCACUGUAAAUUGUCAGCCUGCUGCACAGGAUGCUGAGGGCUCUUCCUUGGAGGAUACUUCGUCAACUUCAGAAUCCAUAGCUGAGUCCCCCCAAGCUGUGGAAAGGACAGAAGUUGCCACCCGCGGCAGGGAGACUAAAAAAGCGUCUUUCCGAACAUUGGUUCCCUUCGGCAACCCAGAGCUUUGUUAUGUGCUGGAAGCUUGUAUGCUCAUAACGCAAGGGACAUCAGCCGCAAGAGUCAAUUGGGAGUACUUCACGCAGAGUGAUCAUCCACACAAAAUUCAACCAGACAAAGAAUCCUACCUCUGGUAUCUGCGGAUCCUACGACAGUCGCACUCCAGUCGCCUCACGAUCCGACUUCUUCAGGAUCAGAUGAUUCCAGCCAAACUGGUAGAUGGGAGGGUUUUCCACAUCGCUCUCAGCAGCUGCCGGCGUGACCGUAGGAACAUCGGCAUAUUCAAGAACGCCAACGAGAUUCUCGACCUCAUGCACCAGAACAUCGUCCUUCCCGACCCGCGAGCGUUGGAGGGCUACUUUGAACUGGUCGAAAGUCUCAGGAGGAAUCCCCAACGUCUUACGUUCUUGAAGGGCCUCGAGCCGGAGAGGGAAGAGCCUACUGCGAGCUUGGAAACGUGGGGUCGCGAGUUGCAGGUGAAGUUGCAGUUACUCGCCGUGCAAACGCUGCGCCCUCAUCUUGCGAAGUUCCACGAUGCGAUGCAGCAGGCGGACGUUGAUGGUCCACGCGCUCAGGGCCGUUUUUCUAAAAGCAAAAAGGACGUUGCAGUCUAUGGUUCCUCGGCUGUGAAGAUCAUGCUUACAGCACGACUCAUGAUAGACAACCUCUUGACGAGGAGUAAUGCAUCACUCAUUUCCGAGGAAGAUCGCAAGUUGCUCCAGGAAAGCUCGCAUAGAUUGCGAGUGUACUCGACUCCCGGCGCAUCGAAGAGGUUCCGUAACAUCACCGUGUUCCCGACGCGAAAGCAGCUUAACGCAUUCGAGAAUGGAGGAGGAAGGGCUGUAAUAGGGGAAAUUGCGAAGAGAGGAUGGCGACAUGAUGGCGAACAAUAA